CUGCAUCCACUGGUGUCUCUUUUAGGAAUAGUUGUAUUUAUUGUAUUUUCAUAAAUAUAUAUGUUUUGGGGAGGAGAUUUUCUCUGAACUACUCACGCUGCCAUCUUCCUGUGAUACUGGUGUGUGUUACUUCACUUGGCCCUGCCCCUGAACUCACUGGGCAGGAGUUACAUUUCUGUUCCAAAUAGGGGACCCAAAUUCCUGAGAGUUUUAGCAAGUUCCAAGGUUACACAGCUAGCAGUGAUAAAGCCGGGACAGCAGUUUGGGGCUCCUAAGGCCGAGUUCAGCCAGUACUUAGGUUCCACAUCACAGGUGUGUGUUCAAGAGAAGCAUCUUGGAUGUUAGGGCUAAUGAGGGAGAUGACCUGAGGGCCAUGGCCUCCAGCCCAAGAGGGCAUCUGUGGCUCUAAGUCUACUUGUAAAACUGUGUGCACAUGAUCUGCUCAUUAUCAGUAGCAGACUCCCCCUGGCCAGGUGGACCCCUACCAUCUAAACCCCAGGUCCUGGGACAAGAAGGUUGUCACUGAGGAAGGGCACUUCAGACCCUGGUCUUACUGUCUCCCCCAUCCUUUGUCUGAAAUCUCAAAAGGCAAAUAGCUGACUGUGAGGGAGGGUGUUAGAGAGGGUCUUCUAUGGGUGGGUGUUAACAGAACUGAGUGGUUAGAACCUUAGAGCUGGAAGGGGUCCAGUCCAGCCUCCUCAUCUUACAGAGGCAGAAGCUAGGGCUCAGAGAAGGGACCCCACAUGCCCAGGUUCAUGCUGUGAGUUAGCAGCAGAAAUGUUUCAUGCGUUUUUGAGGUCCAAAGAGGGAGGGUGCAAGACUUUAAUGUUUAGCAACUGAAAGAACCCAUUUCUGAGCCUCAUGUCUGUGCUGACAUUUCCUUCACCAUGUGCCGCCUGAGGAGCGCUCACUUCUGCCCCGCACAGGUGAUGCUGACUUUAGAGAACAAGGACAUGAAGGGAUUCACGUGGGCCAUAGCCCCGGCCAUGACCUCCCUGGGCUACCUGCUCAUACUGCUGGUCUCCAUCUUUCCCUUCUGGGUGCGGCUGGUGAAUGAGGAGUCCCAGGAAGUGUUUUUCAGUGGCCUGUUUGAAAACUGCUUCCAUAUCAAAUGCUGGAAGCCUCGACCCUUAUCUGUGUACAUCAUCCUUGGCCGUGUCUUCCUGCUGUCUGCGGUGGUCUUGUCUUUCUUCACCACCUUCAUCCUGGUGUCCUUUGCAUCCCAGCUCUUCCCAAGGAUCCGGAAGCAGAAUUUUGUGACAGCCUCCAUCAGCUUCCUCACAGGGGCCUGUGCUUUCCUGGCCUUGUUGCUGCAUGCCUUGGAGAUGCAGAGUCUGAGGACCAAGCUGAGUCCCCACCAGUUCUCCGUGCAGUGGCCUUACUAUGUCCUGAUCUUUGGCAUUCUUCUCUUCAUAGUGGCUGGUGCCAUCUGCCUCUUUCAAGAAACAGCCUACCUUGACUGCCAGUUGUUGCCUAUUUCCCAGAAUACCGAGGAGACCCAAGGGAUCCAGCACCAGGAGAAUCUGAAGAGUCUGGGAGGAGACCUGAUCUCAAUACAAAAGGAGACCCUGCUCAAGGAAGAAACAAUUAUUUAGUCCAGGAUAGACUGUCCUCUGCCCUCCAUCCAUCUGUGGGAGUGUACCUGAGUAGGUGUGUGUGGCUCCCCCUUUGUGGCCAGUCUCUGCUACUUUGGAUGAGUUUCUUGAGACUCAGAUCAACCCUCCACUUCCCCAUACUCACAGUGACUCUAUCUUGCUUAUAUUUGAAAUUUGUUAAAAGUUUUAAAAAUUCUUCUGACAGCUUCCUGAGUGAUUUUUGUUUUUGCAGGUGUUUUCAAUAAAAGGACUACUGUGUGUUAAUCUAUACCUCAAAAACAAACAAACAAAUGAACAAUAACGAAACAAAAUCCAAAAAACAAAAAACCUAACCAACCAACCUAAAAAAAAAAAACCAACCUCCAAAACUAAAACCAGCCUGGAGGGAAAGAAGGGAGGGAGGAGGAAUAUUACAAAAUGACCAAGUGAAAUGAGCAUUUGUGAAACAAUAACUGAACCAGACAAGACUAUAACCACAAAAGAAGGUGUUGUUUAAGUUAGUGACAUUAAAAGAAAAAGUGAUGUCCCCAGACAAAAGUGUGACUCAGUCCAGGAAUCUGCUUAAGUACGUGUUGGAGGGAAGGGUUGGGAGUAAGUAAAGGUGAACGCUUCCCCAAGAAGGAACUCCAGGUCUGAGACUCAGAGCCCAAUGAGUCUGUGCCUCUGGGCAUAGGCGAGAGAGAAAACAGAAGAUGAAGUCAUUUAGUAAAUGACAAAGGCCACAUCUCAAAUCAAUGAGAACGGCCUUUUUAAAAGAAGACAAUUUGUUGGUCAUCUGCAAGGAGAUCAUUUUGGGUCCAUACCUUAUAACACUUGCUAAGGCCAAGUCCGGUUGGGCUCACAGAUCUCAGAUUAUUUUAUGUUACAAAUUACACCCUCAGUCCAUCUAGGAAAUAUGUCAGAUAGCUUUCCUUCACCAACAGGCACUCACAUCCAAGAGGCAGGAGCCUGAACCUUAUCAUCCAGGGGCAAGAGAAACUACUCGAUGGGCUCAAUCUGUCUCGGAAAACCGAACUUUACCUAACAAUACCAAAAAGCAUUCUUCAGCUUGCCUUGGAGGAGAAGACACAGGGAAGAACACAUUCUGGAAGAGGCAGGAGAUGGGAGCAGAUCACAGGUUUCCAGGUCAGCUCUGGAGACAAGAAAGGGGCUCCUCUAAACUGGGAAGAAAAGAAUCAAAGAAGAGUGAUGAUCUAGGUCAGGACUCAGCAAACUUUUCCUAUGAAGGGCCACAUAGAAGCUAUCCUAGGCUUUGCAGGACACAGUUUUUGCCUAUUCCUCUUUGUUUUUAUAAUCCUUUACACAUGGGAAAACCACCUUCAGCUCACAGUCAGGGGUGAAUUUGGCACAAGGGCUGUGGUUUGCUGACCCCCUGAGUUGGUUAUUUUUCAGUUCUUCGAGAGAGGUGUUAAAGGACUUCAUUCUUGGUCUCUUAAGGAAGUUAUCUACUGAGAGUGCAUGGGACAAUGACAGGCUGAGAGCUUAAAUAAUGCAGUAAAAAUUGGAAUCUCUGUUGUGAAGAAUGAUGCAAGAGAAGAUCGCAGUGUAAAUGGAAAGACUGCCAGGCAGCGCUGGACGCCCAGGUGAGACUGAGAAUAAAGCAGAACGACAGCAACAAGUGACCGAAUCCACACAACUGCUUGUGUGAUCUGGGGGCAGAUGUGCAGGAAACAAAGCUGCCUUAACCCAUUACUGAGACUUGUCAUGACGAUUAUGAGAGAAUGCCAAGGGGAGGGAAUGAGGGCUCUGGUGCGAGGUUGUAUUGAGCAACCAUGGGUUCAAGCUGAGCAGAGGAAGAAUGGAAACCAAAAGGAAAAUGAAGCUGAGUCAGAAGUUAGGAUGGGGACCUAAAUCAGGUUUCAGGAAUUUUUCCAGAAAUAUUAUAGGCAAACUGAGCAUAAAAUGCAUAUCCUUUCUGUUUUCCAUCGACAGAAUCAUGUUAUAUUCUGUUCUGCACUUUCCUUUUAUUCACUAAACAAUAGCUCUUUCCAUACCUACAUAUAUCGUUCUACCCCCUUCUUUAUAACAACUGCACAGUACUCUCAUGACUUGUGAACCUUACUGGUGGACAUUUAGGGUGUUUCCAGCAUUAAGAUUUACCAGAAAUCUGGAAUGAACAUUGUUACAUAUAAUUCCUUGAGCACUUUUUUGCAAAUAAAUCAGAUGAACUCCUGUACAUGGAGUUGUUGGGUCUAAAUGUUAUAUGCAUAAAAUCUAUUGCCAAAUUAUCCCGCAAAGAGUCUGCACCAAUUUCCACUCCAAUGAACGCCAACACUGGAUGUUACCAAGUCGUUUAAUCUUUACCAAUCUAAUAAGUGAAAUAAAUCGUGUCCCAGUUUU
Messenger RNA from Manis javanica (Malayan pangolin), 3935 nucleotides. RefSeq names its product transmembrane protein 225B (gene TMEM225B). Lineage: Eukaryota; Metazoa; Chordata; Mammalia; Pholidota; Manidae. The record is from RefSeq and is a predicted model, not a curated record. Gene Ontology annotation, biological process: negative regulation of phosphatase activity.